AAGUGUUAUCAUGUAUUAUACAACAAUCCUAGAUGUGGUUACUCUUGCUGGGACUGAAAGUCAUUUCACCAGAAUAUGCUCCUCUUAUCCUUAUUUCUCUGUUGGAUUUUAGCAGUAGCCUAUGGUUGUGUGGAAGGUGAUGUACAGUUAGUGGAUGGGGAUGUGCCUAAUGUAGGAAGAGUAGAGAUUUGUAUUAACAAUGAAUGGGGCACUGUGUGUGAUGAUGGAUGGACUCACACUAAUGCUGAGGUGGUCUGCAGGCAACUAGGAUACCCUACUUAUGGUGCUGCAUAUCUUAAUAGAGCAUUUUUUGGUCCUGGAGCUGGGCCCAUACAUUUAGAUGAAGUAGUAUGCACUGGAUCAGAGGAGACUAUACUCAACUGUAGUCAUUCAGGGAUUGGUAUUAAUGACUGUAAUCAUGAUGCUGAUGUGAGUGUGCAUUGUCAAGAAUCAGUACCUAAUGAAGAGUCUGUUCCCAAUAUGACUGUGUGUAGCACUGAUUUCAAUGAACAACGAUUGACUGCAUUAAAUGCCAAUGGAAGAUGUGAGCCUUACUAUCAAAGAGAUAGCCCAGCACUAUGUGACAGUGUCUAUAACUCUGAUCUCCAUUAUGUUUAUAUCCCCAAGACUCGUUUUAGAGGCUCCCAAUAUCUACUAAGACAGUUUGCAGAGGAAGUAGUUGGUUUCAUUCCUACUAUACCAGAAAGCUGUCGUGGGAUUGCAGUUGGAGUCCUGUGUACCCACUACUACCUGCCUUGUGGAUUCAAUGAUAGCCUACACCUACCACUCCCUAUAUGUCCUAAUGUCUGCCAGUACAUGUCGGAAGUGCUCUGCCCUGAUAUCUGGUUGUUCACCAUUAACUACCUUGCUUCUGAUCAAAUUGAAUCGCAGUAUAGGAAUGAUCCAGGAAUCGUGCUGCCAACAUGUGACAAUACAGAUAACCUGAUUAAUUUCUUGAAUCUCACGAGUGACUGUUGCUCUAAUGGAGGUAUUACAGUGCCACAACCAACCACCACAACAAUUCAAAGUAAUGAGGUAACAGCUUCAACCUCUUCAGCAACAACACUCCACUCUACUAAUGCAACAGCAAUUGAGACUAGCCUAUCCCCUUCAUCAUCCAUUGAUAUUAUUACCAGUAGUAGUCGUGUACGACGAUCUUCAAAUCGGCUAGCAAUCAUAAUACCAGUGGUGGUAGUCACUUUGAUAAUAGCAGUGCAGAUAAAGAUUAUAAUAAUUUUUGUCUAUUGUCUGAUAAAGAAGAGAAGAAAUAAGGCACAGUCAAUGAGACCAGUCACAAAUGGGGCUACUAGAUCUAUGCCAAUAGAUAGUGACAAUCUUCAAGAAGAUAAUCAACAUGUUGAGAUUUCAUCUCAUUAUAUUGAUCAGUUAUCAAGCCAUUUAAUAUCAGGGCUGAACCUCACAAUACAGGAGUCUGUGGGUCAAGGUGAAUUUGGUAUAGUGUAUCGUGGGCUGAUAUCGGUCAAAAAUGAUAUACCACAAGCUAUUGCUGCAAAAACUUUAAAAGGUUUUUACAGUAAGAGUGAUAUUGACUCCCUACUGGAGGAGUGCAUUAUAAUGAUGUCAUUUGAUAAUUUAAAUGUAUUACCACUGAUUGGUGUGUGUCUUGAUCUUGGACCAGCUCCAUACAUUAUCAUGCCUUUCAUGUCAAGAGGAAGUUUAUUGUCUUACCUCAAGAAAGAGAGACCUAAUCUUACAGUAGCUGAUACCAGUGAAGAGGAUAUUGUACUGAAUGUCAGGAAACAGUUACUCUCCAUUUGUUUACAAGUUGCUAAUGGAAUGUGCUACUUAGCUUCACAGAGAUUCAUUCAUCGUGAUUUGGCUGCUAGAAACUGCAUGAUUGAUGAUAAUGGUAUCAUUAAAGUAGCUGAUUUUGGUCUAUCAGAAGAUAUAUAUGCUAAAAACUACUUCAGACAAUUUAAGAGAAACAGCAAUGACUCACCAUCCUUGACAACUGUUAAACUACCAGUGAAAUGGAUGGCAAUAGAGAGUCUCCAUGAUGGACUGUUCUCUAAAAAAACUGAUGUGUGGUCUUAUGGUAUAUUGUGUUGGGAAGUGUUCAGUCUUGGUAGAGCACCUUAUCCUGGUCUAGAUCCAGUAGGAGUAGUUGAAUUUCUUGAUACUGGAGGAAGACUACUAGCUCCACGUGGUGAAGCCUGCUCAAAAGAAAUAUACUCAUUGAUGACUUCAUGUUGGUCUGAGUCUCCUGAUGAUAGGCCAGUGUUCAGUGAUUUAGUAUCAUCAAUCAAUGCACUCAUUGAGCCAUUGGCUGGCUAUCUGGACUUUAAUGGGAUUAGUAAUAACUUUAAUAAUAGUAUUGAAGAUAAUGAUAGUGUACAAUAAUUAUACAUAAUAUGUAAAUUAAUUAUUUUUGUCUGUAUUGAGUAAACAUUGUGAAUGGGGCUCAAAAAAUAUUUUAUAGAUUUAAUUGUUUUCCAUGGAAAUGUUUUAAGUGAA
Molecule: messenger RNA, 2475 nt
Organism: Amphimedon queenslandica
Lineage: Eukaryota; Metazoa; Porifera; Demospongiae; Haplosclerida; Niphatidae
Product: hepatocyte growth factor receptor-like
Exons: 11
Coding region: 76-2361 (761 amino acids)
Biological process (GO): cell surface receptor protein tyrosine kinase signaling pathway; multicellular organism development; protein phosphorylation
Cellular component (GO): plasma membrane; signaling receptor complex
Molecular function (GO): ATP binding; protein binding; transmembrane receptor protein tyrosine kinase activity
Source: RefSeq, a predicted model, not a curated record